AGAGAGAGAGAGAGAGAGAGUUGGACUCCUGCGCUCCGCUCCAUCGAUCCGCAGAGGCCAGCACAGCUUCUACGGGACGUUGGACACAUUUUCGGGAUCUUUCUCCUUAGUUUCCGGGGGUAAUGCUCCGAGCUGAUCCGCUCUUUGGAACAUGCUAUCGGGAAAUUUGGUAGCGGUUCUGUUCUGUCUGUGGACAACUGAUGUCAGCAGAGCUUAUGUUUUUCAAGCCAGUAGCCCGGCAGAGGGAGGAGACAACCCAGCACUUCACACUAAAGUUGUCUCAGAGUGGGUCAGCUCAGCGGGCUCCUGCAAGGGGAGGUGCUUUGAGCUGGAGGAGGCCAAACCUCCGGGAUGCAGAUGUGACAAUCUGUGUAAAACCUACUACAGCUGCUGCUCCGACUUUGAGGAGCAAUGUCUGAAAACAGCGGGAGGCUUCGAGUGCACGCAGGACCGCUGUGGGGAGGAGAGGAAUGACGAGCACGCCUGCCACUGCUCAGCAGACUGCCUGGAGCGAGGGGACUGCUGCUCCAACUACAAGUCGCUCUGCGAAGGUGAGGCCUCGUGGGUCCAUGGAGACUGUGAGGAGAUCGAGAGAGCCGAAUGUCCCACAGGCUUCAUCCGUCCUCCACUCAUCAUGCUGUCUGUGGACGGGUUCAGAGCCUCCUACCUGAAGAAGGGCAAAUCUGUCAUCCCUAACAUGCACAAACUGAGACAGUGUGGAACGUCAGCCCCCUACAUGCGACCAGUCUACCCGUCAAAGACCUUCCCAAAUUUAUACUCACUAGUCACGGGUCUUUACCCAGAGUCCCAUGGGAUCGUGGGGAACACCAUGUACGACCCCGUGUUCAAUGCUACCUUCAGCCUGCGCACCAGGGAGAAGUUGAACCACCGCUGGUGGGGCGGACAGCCGAUCUGGAUCACAGCAGAGGAACAAGGAGUGAAAGCAGCCUCCUUCUUCUGGCCUUGGGUGAUUCCUCUGGAGAGAAGGAUUCUAACCAUCCUCCACUGGCUGCAUCUGCCCGAUGAUGAAAGGCCGUAUGUUUUUGCCGUCCACUCGGAGCAGCCGGAUACCUUCGGACAUCGUCUGGGACCGCUCAGCAGUGAGCUGGAUAACCCUCUGAGGGAGAUCGAUAACAUCAUUGGUCAGCUGAUGAACGGUCUAAAGCAGAUGAACCUGCAUCGCUGUGUCAACAUCAUCAUUGUGGGAGACCACGGUAUGGAGGAGGCCCACUGCGAUCGGACAGAGUUUCUCAGCAGCUACCCGCUCAACAUAGAGGAGAUUACGCUGAUCCCCGGCUCGCUGGGCAGGGUGCGACCCCGCGACCCCAAAUCCACCACCUAUGACCCGAAGGUUGUGGUCGCAAACCUCACGUGUAAAAUGCCGACUCAGCACUUCAAGCCGUACCUGAAGCAGCAUCUACCAAAGAGGCUUCACUACGCCAACCACCGCAGGAUCGAGGACGUCCACCUGCUGAUGGAGAGGAAGUGGCACAUCGCCAGGAAAAUGCCAGAGAGCCGGAGGAGUCGAUGCGGUUUCUUUGGUGACCACGGCUUUGACAACAAGAUCACCAGCAUGAGGACCAUUUUCAUGGGUCACGGGCCGAGCUUCAAGUUCCAGAAACAAGUGCCGGAGUUUGAUAACAUAGAAUUAUACAACGUGAUGUGUGACCUGCUGGGUCUGAAGCCGGCCCCGAACAACGGGACUUACGGCAGCUUGAACGCCAUGCUGAAGGAUCCCCCGCACCGACCCAGCAUCCUGGAGGAAGUGACAUCCCCGUCACCGCCGACGGACCCCGCCUCCGCCGUGAGCCACGACCUGGGCUGUAGCUGUGACGAUGAGAACAAAGUGGAGGAGAACAUCAAAGCCUUCAGUCCUGCUUCUGAUGGAGUCUACAGUUACAACAGCACCCUCCUCCCAUUCGGUCGUCCUGCCGUGAUGUUCGACACUCAGUACAGUUUGCUUCACCACGUGGAGUUCGUCAGUGGCUUCAGCAGAGAGCUGGCCAUGCCGCUGUGGACGGCCUUCACGCUCCCUCGACAGGAGGACAUGACUCCCGUCCAGGAGGCGUCCGCCGGCGACCAGUGCGUCCGAGCGGACUCGCGCGAGUCAGCUGAUCACAGUCAAAGCUGCAGCAGCUACAGCCAGAACGAGCUGCUGAGCCCCGGCUUCCUGUUCCCCCCCGAGCUGGCCUCGUCUCCAGAGUCCAGAUACGACGCCUCGCUCAUCACCAACGUCGUCCCCAUGUACCCGGCCUUCAAGAGGCUGUGGAGCUUCCUGCAGGGGACGCUGCUGAGGCGCUACGCCGACCAGCACAACGGCGUGAACGUGCUGGUCGGGCCCGUCUUCGAUUCCAACUACGACGGCCUCCGAGACUCCAGAGAGACGAUAAGAGAGGUCUCGGCCGACGGCCCCCCCGUCCCCACCCACUUCUACACAGUGGUGACCAGCUGCCAAGAGAUGAACCAGACGGUGGAGGAAUGUGACGGAGAACUCCAGGCCGUCUCCUUCCUGCUGGCUCACCGACCCGACAACUCGGAGUCCUGCAAUAGUGGAGAGGACGAGUCUCUGUGGGUGGAGGACCUGCUGAAGCUUCACACGGCUCGAGUCCGAGACGUGGAGAUCCUGACGGGCCUGGACCUCUUCCGGUCCACCAACCUGACCUUCAGCAGCAUGCUGAGCCUCAAGACCUACCUGCACACCUUCGAGAGUGACGACUAGAAACGCACGCACACACACACACACGCACACACACACAGCUGCAGCUACACCGCACACAUGGUUCCACUCCUGGAACUGACUCAGAAAUGCUUGGAAAAAGGAUCAUCAGUUCUAUCAAAUGAAGUGUUUAGUAGUUUGGAAGAUUACGAGAGGAAUAUUCAGUUCUACCACAAACGAGAGAAGGUAAAACAUCUGGCACAAGAAUGAUGCAGGAAGCCGUCGCACAUUUCAUAACAAACCGUGUAGUGCAUCAUCAUGAACACAUGGACGACCAAUUAUACUCCCACAACCCUCCCAUCUUACUCAUAAAACACUCUCUAAUCUUGCAUUGUCAGUUAUUCUUCUGUCACAGUUCUAAUAUCGUUGUGAGGACUUCUCUUAGCAAACUGCACAUAAACUACACACUUAAUAUUUCAGAAAUAGAAAAAGGCAAAAACAUGCAACAUCGCUGCAAAGUUUUGCAAAGGAAUGGUUUGACAUUUUUGGAAAUGCAUUAUUGAGCUCAGACCCUGCAGCUUAGCAUAGCUUAGCUUAGCAUUAGUCUCUGUCUAAAGGCAGACCCAGCAGCGCCUUUAAAGUUCACUGAUGAGCACAGUACGUUGUGUUAUUACCAAUUGUCCAACCCUUCCUUUCCUUUCGAUCAACAUAAAGUAAGAAAAGACACCUGAGCCAAGCUUUAGAUCUGCUUCAUCUGUUUAAUAACGAUUCAUGUCAGAAGUACUAAAGAUUGUUUGCAUACACACAUGUAACACACAACUGUGUACAACAAAUCUCACUUAGGUUUUGAGUUCUGGAUUUAGACCAUUUUAUUGGUGUAUAACAAACAAAAUCAGGGCCUCAUCCUUUUUGUCUCAGCUGAUCGUUUAGGUGUAUAUUUUCAUACAGCUUGUCAUAUUUAUUACGUGGCAUCAUAAUAACCAUAAUAACCAUAGCAUCUGUUGUUCCAGUAUUAAUCCAGUGUAACAGAUCUGAGCCCCUUCAGGGAGGUGAUAAAGCUGAUUCUCCUUGAAAGGGAAGAUCUCUUUUUUUUCUUUUCACCUGGAGCUAACUUUCAUACCUUUUAGUCUACACGCAGAUUCAAAACUGCAAAUAAGGCCCGGGGUGUAAGCACGACACUCAUCAUCACACCUCCUGCAUUCACAGAAACGCAGAUUAGACCUUAACGUUGGUCACUGAUGAGUUAACACAGUUAUCAAGGUUAUCAAUAGAGAAAAAUCCAUCAAAUGACUGGAGAGCGUAGACGAAGCCAUGUUUAUUCCUGUGGUCUUUCAAAUAAAAUGAGAAUUGGUUAAAAGCC
Molecule: messenger RNA, 4016 nt
Organism: Pungitius pungitius (ninespine stickleback)
Lineage: Eukaryota; Metazoa; Chordata; Actinopteri; Perciformes; Gasterosteidae
Product: ectonucleotide pyrophosphatase/phosphodiesterase family member 2-like
Exons: 25
Coding region: 152-2719 (855 amino acids)
Biological process (GO): immune response; phosphatidylcholine catabolic process
Molecular function (GO): scavenger receptor activity; phosphatidylcholine lysophospholipase A1 activity; polysaccharide binding
Source: RefSeq, a predicted model, not a curated record